Molecule: messenger RNA, 2954 nt
Organism: Eupeodes corollae
Lineage: Eukaryota; Metazoa; Arthropoda; Insecta; Diptera; Syrphidae
Gene: GLS
Product: glutaminase kidney isoform, mitochondrial
Exons: 12
Coding region: 238-2340 (700 amino acids)
Biological process (GO): L-glutamine catabolic process
Molecular function (GO): protein binding; glutaminase activity
Source: RefSeq, a predicted model, not a curated record
ACUGUCCAUUUUUGUCACAAAGCCACAUAAUAAAUCAAUCAAUCAGUGAAAACUUUAAAAACAUCUACUUUCCAGGAAGUUUAAAAGUUCUGUCAAAUUCUCACCUACUUGUUAAUUUAAGUUACAUAAUAAAUUUUCCAUAAUAUUGACGGAGAUAUUUAUAUUUUUCUUAAAAACUCUGUCAAACCUGUCGCAAAUUAAUUAAAAAGAAAAUAUCAAAUAAUAUUCAUAAAUAAAAUGAACAACAAUUGUAUUAUGAGAUUAUUUUUGCUACGAAACACCUAUCCCUGUUUAACUUUGUGCAAUGGGUCGAAAACGAAGAAUUCAUUACGAAUCUAUGAUAAGAAAUGGAUCAGCUCAAGUGCAACUUCAUCCAAAGAAAAAGAUAUUAUCCUGCAUCGAAAGUUAGCAGAAAAAUCACAAUCAGCAACAGGAAUUCAAGUUACGAGAUUGUUCGGAGAUACUUCAAAAAACAAGGAAGAUCAAUCCAAGUCAUCUGCUUAUGUAAAUAGAAACUAUAAAAAGUUGUUUUUUUAUGAUACUCAAAAUGCUUGUUUGGUUGGUAACAACAUGGACACGACCCCACAGAAGAGAUUUAUGUCAAUGUUACCCCAACGAGAGCAACAGCAAAAAAAUGCCGAAGAUGUGCUUUUUGAUAUGUUCUAUAAUGAAGAAACCGACUUAUUAUCAAUGGGCAAAUUUUUGGCGGCCCUUAAAACAACUGGUAUUAGAAAGACAGAUCCCCGAAUCAAAGAACUCAUGGAGAAUUUAAAAAAAGUACAUAAACUCUCCAAUUAUGAGUCUGGUUCAUCAGCCGAAACACAGAAUCUUAAUCGAGAAACUUUUAAAGGUGUCAUCGCACAAAACAUUGUCCUAAUUGCAAAAGCAUUUCGUCAACAAUUUAUCAUACCAGAUUUUACCGGAUUUGUUAAGGAUAUCGAGGAGAUUUAUUUUAAGUGCAAAACUAAUACCAAUGGCAAAGUAGCAAAUUAUAUUCCUCAAUUGGCACAUUACAGUGCUGAAUCUUGGGGUGUUAGUAUUUGCACAAUUGACGGACAACGAUAUUCAAUUGGUGAUGUUGAUGAUCCAUUUACACUUCAAAGUUGCAGUAAACCGCUUACAUAUGCUAUUGCUUUGGAAAAGCUGGGUCCAAAAAUUGUGCAUGAUUAUGUUGGACAGGAACCAAGUGGAAGAAAUUUCAAUGAAAUUAUUUUGGAUCAAAAAAAUAAACCACACAAUCCUAUGAUAAAUGCCGGGGCUAUCAUUACAUGUUCAUUGAUGCAAACCCUUGUAAAACCAGAGAUGACUAUGGCUGAGAAAUUCGACUACACCUUGCAAUGGUUCAAGAAAAUGGCGGGUGAUGAAAAUAUCACAUUCAAUAAUGCCGUAUUUCUGUCUGAACGAGAAGCUGCUGAUAGAAACUAUGCACUUGGAUUUUAUAUGCGUGAAAAUAAUUGUUUUCCAGCUAAAUCAAACUUAAAAGAAGUUAUGGAUUACUACUUUCAGUGCUGUUCCAUGGAGGCAACUUGCGAAGUAAUGUCCGUUAUCGCAGCUACCCUUGCAAAUGGUGGAAUCUGCCCUACGACCGAAGAGAAAAUUCUCCAGCCCGAAGUUGUUCGUGAUGUCUUGUCAAUUAUGCACUCAUGUGGUACCUAUGAUUAUUCUGGUCAAUUUGCCUUCAAAGUUGGUCUGCCAGCUAAAUCCGGUGUGUGCGGUGGUAUGAUGCUAGUUAUUCCGAAUGUUAUGGGUAUAUUCACAUGGUCCCCACCAUUGGAUGCGCUAGGUAAUAGUUGCCGAAGUGUGCAAUUUUGUGAGGAAUUGGUAAACACUUUUAAUUUCCAUCGCUACGACAACCUUAAGCAUGCUUCCAAUAAAAAAGAUCCACGUAAGCAUCGUUACGAAACCAAAGGUCUCUCGAUUGUGAAUCUUCUCUUUUCGGCGGCAAGUGGGGAUGUGACUGCUUUGCGCCGACAUCGUCUAUCCGGCAUGGAUAUAACUCUGGCUGAUUACGAUGGACGAACAGCUUUGCAUUUAGCCGCAUCGGAGGGACACUUGGACUGUGUUAAAUUCCUGCUCGAGCAUUGCCAUGUACCUCAUAAUCCAAAAGAUCGAUGGGGUAACUAUCCCAUAGAUGAGGCUGAAUGUUUUGGACAUCAAGAAAUUGUUGACUUUUUGAAGGAAUAUGCUGAAAAAGUUGGUUGCGAAGAGGUUCCAUCUACAAUUUGCAAAAACAAUACUGACGCAGAUCAGGAAAUUGAGCAACCUGAUAAAUAUGAUCGAAGUUCAACAGCAAGUCCAGUUCCAACUAACGGAAGUGACAACACUAAACCUGGUCUCUAAGAAGAUACCUCCCUUAUAUAACUCCACCAAACUGUACAGUGUACACACUCCCAAAUACACCACCUCUGUAAAUUACAAAUUACAAAAGUAUUUAUUGCUUACAACAAAAAAUAUAAGAAAAUUGUGCUGUGUUCUUUGACGAAGGUUUGUGUCUUAGAAGAUUUGAAAAUUUUAUCUGAAUUAUUGAAUGUAAAGGUCCUUGCAUACUUACAAAAAUCAGCCUACCUUAAAUAAAUAUGACAAUAAUAACUAUAUGUACUCGUAUGUAGGAGGCAAUCAGUCAAUUUUACAAAACUUAUUUAGGUAUUUUUUAGGCAUUACUCAAGAUGCUCAUAAUAAUCAAACAAUUGAAUUAAAUGUAUAAAUAUUUUGGUAGGCAUUUAAACUCAUAGUAAAAACAAAACUACGUUUUAAUUCUGUGAUUUUCUUUUUCUAAGUUAAACAUUUAAGAUUUUUUAAAAACUACUUCGUACUGGUAUGUUUUUUAAUUUUUUUGCGAGAGUUCAAAAGCGAAUGAAAAAAGAGCAACUUUUUUAUAGCUUAAUUAUUAUUCUUUUUAAAUACAAAUUACGUCAUGUAUUUUAAAUUAUAACAAGAAUAUAAUGGGGACAUUU